ACAACCGGCACGGUCAGAUUUUCAUACAAGGAAGUUGCUCGUCCAAUCACUGGAAAACCUGUACACUGCGUGACCACGAAGGAGCUCGCGAAGCUGCCAGCUCUCCGGGACAUUACUGUGAGCGAGGGCACAAGCGUUCUGAUCGCGUGCAAUGCGAGUGUAGUUCCUGGCGAGACAGUCUGGUACAACUCGAAAGGACACGUGCUGAAUGGAAGCGAGUCCGGUGGCAAAUGGGAGAUAAUGGGGAAGAACAGCCUGAAUAUCACGGCUGUUUCCUUCGAGGACCGUGGGAGAUAUACCUGUGUGGUGUCAGGCCUAGAAGGCAUCUCAAACUACACGGUUAUGCUGAGAGUGAGUUACACCAACAGUGGCUUGGGCCUCUAUUAUGUCAUCGUCUGUCUUGUGGCCUUUACCGUCACCAUCAUCCUAAACAUCACUCGCCUGUGUAUGGUUAGUGCCCAUCUGCGCGAGAUGGAGCACGCCCUCAAUGGGUUUUUCCGCACAGAAGGGGCUGAGAAACUUCAGAAGGCCUUUGAGGUGGCCAAGCAGAUCCCCAUUGUGACGUCCAUGAAGACUCUGGAGCUGGCCAGGGCCACCCACUUCAAGACGAUGGAGUUUGCGAGACAUGUGGAAGAGCUGGCACGCUGCAUCCCUCUGCCACCCCGCAUCCUCCACUGCAGGACAUUUGUGGAGCAGCCGCAGAGUGCGGGACAGGAGGAAGGAGAGCACACCAUCACUUGGGAGGCUGACAGCACGGUCCCUCUGCAGUAGAGGAGGUGUGUCCUCCCCAGACCUCCACAACUAACACCCGCUGGAGCUUACGUUCAGUCUUACACACUCCAGGAUCAGGUCUGGAUCGAAUUCACGUUGCGCCAUUUUUACAACAAAUUCUUCAAACUGUCCCAGUUUAGUUCUAGAUGAAGUCUCUGGUUGUCUUGGGAGAACAAAGUCAUAUCAGCUCUUCAUGACCCUUCACUCCCAGAUGUCCCAGACUGACAUAUAGGUUCAAAUUUUAGUUUGUUCACAUUUUCUCUGAAGGAUGUGGCUAUACAUUUGCUAAUGUAUUUAUAUGUCCAUAUAUCCACAUAUAGAAUACAGCCUGUAUAUAAUUACUGAUUUCACUAAACUAUAGAUAACUAUUUUUGGAUUACAGUAGAGUUACUAUUUAUAAUGCAAAAAUAAAAUAAAUGCAACUAACGGGAGCAUUAUGCACAUAUCUACAUAAUUAUGUUUUGAUGAUUAAAGCAAACUUGACUUACUUUUACUGAAGAUUUUCUUUUCUCACUAAUCAGACAUGGUGUGAGAUGAUGGAAGUUAUAAAAUUAGACAUGCAGUACUCCAUGUGCCCAGCUGAUGGCGUGGUUGUUCCCUUGAAAACCUGUGCAGACUGACUGGAGUACGCAUCUCCCUCUCCCAGCAAUAAAAACAUACUUGAGGAUAUGAUGAGGUUAUGAUGUAAUCAUGUAGUUAUGGUGAGGUUGUGGUGAGGUUAUGGUGCUGACCACACUGCAGAUCAAGGGUCACCCUAACCCCAGCAAGAUGUCCAUGUCCUGAUGUAUUCCAGGCUUGCUACAGCCCAAGAGCCGAGGGGAACGCUAGCUGCCGAUUCCGUUUUUAUUCUGUUAGCGAGAUUGUGGAAUUGAUUAUGAAGAUUAUUUGAAACAUGAUUAAAACAUUCCACUGUUUUUCCUUUUUGCCUUUUUGGCAUAAAUGUUGUGUUUUGCUGCUGGUCUAUGGUGACUG
Messenger RNA from Electrophorus electricus (electric eel), 1743 nucleotides. The record is from RefSeq and is a predicted model, not a curated record. Lineage: Eukaryota; Metazoa; Chordata; Actinopteri; Gymnotiformes; Gymnotidae.